CACUUAUGGCCCUGGGAUUGCUCGUGUGCUAUCAGGCGGGGUUGUUCGGAAUUGUUGUGUCCGCGCCGUGUAGGUUUUGGCUCUGCGAAGAUGAGGUGGCGGGUCGAGAGGCGACGGUGUGCAGAUUGGAUGGUGUAGGACGUUGGAAGGCGAAAUGCGCGCGACGAUCGUGGUGAAUACGUGCAGAGAGCGACGAAAUGGCUGCUAUUCGGCGUUAGCUGAUGCUGUCUUUGGAUUCCAGGCCACGCCAGUGUUACUUUUUCGCAGCUACCCAUGUGACAUGUUCAUAUGUGAUUUACUCUUGGCUGUUUCGUGCGGGUUUAAUCGCUCAUAGUAUCUGUUUCGAUAGUUCGACUCGGAGCCGCGCCUUGUUGUACGGUUCGCAUGUCCGGCCAGCGCGAAACGUCGGUCGCAGGCUUUCAAGCAGGGGGACAGCUGCCGCUAUGAUGAUUUUCUCUAGUGAUGCGUCAAAGUGGUCAGCUGCUCUGCUGUUCCCUGUUAUUGAGAUGGCUUUCGGCCAUCAAGGCGAGCCAGCCUAGCGCUUGACACUGCGCUACCGAGCCACCAUGUUAUCGCACACAUAAAUUUGGUAGUCUCAACAGCAAAGUUGAAGUUC
Molecule: messenger RNA, 616 nt
Organism: Alternaria alternata
Lineage: Eukaryota; Fungi; Ascomycota; Dothideomycetes; Pleosporales; Pleosporaceae
Exons: 2
Coding region: 222-539 (105 amino acids)
Source: RefSeq, a predicted model, not a curated record